AUGGAGUCAGGCCAAGAGCGACGUCCAGUGUCUGGCUACCGUGUUGUGGGACGUAUCGACGCCUGUGGCGUGGACGUGCCAGAGCCGCCCACCAGUGCCCCACCGGUGGUCGACGUGACAAGCCCUGCGGAGGAGGGCCCUAAGAGCGUGGACGACAUGCGCUUCGUCGAUGCAUCCAUGCCCUUUCAGAACGAUCCUACUUCUCUCUUGCCCAGUGCCGGUCUUCUGCCGACCGAUCGAACCACGCCCAGCGAGGAGCCGUGGGUGUAUCCCUUGUACAAUACCACCUCGUUGCAACCGUCCAACUCCGUACGCAGUCAACGUAACUGGAAUGAGUUCCAUGGACAUACAGUGACGCCCCUGCCUAGCCCGCUGCUGCAUACCGCCUCCGAGGACUGCUGGAUCUUGCCGACCAUGGAAGACUCCAAAACUGAGGCGUUCUUUAGCACCACCGCUGUUCGACCCCCACCAAAACCCCCGCAAAACUUGGGCCGCAGCGCAAGCAGCAAAGUAUCGCAUUCCAACCCGUCCUUGUCAUACAGAGAGCAGCGUCGACAACGUGCUCUGAGCUCGCCCAACGAUCCGAGAGAACGCAUGGGACCGGAUGGCCAUCUCUCUGUGACGACGUCCUUGGCCACGCUGUCCAUGGACAACCGUACGGCAGAGCCCACCGAGCUCCGUCCUCCGCCGCAUCGUCUCACUACGACCAAUACCCCACGCGCGUCGCGUCACAAUCACGGACCUUCCAUGUCCGUGACAGGAGACAGCUUGUUCCCACCCCCAUCAACGCAUACGGCGUCCGACGAGGCAGAUAUGCACAUUGCCGAUUCCUCGCUCAACUCGAUCAGCUACGAAGUGCUAGAGGCCUUCGACCAGAUCACCGAGCACGAAGACGAGACGGCUGGCACCAUCGGGCCGUACAAAAUUGUAUCGCAACUAGGGACAGGCGCCUUUAGCCAGGUGCUCUUAGCGGACCCUCUUGCCAAGCGUGGCAGCCGUGUCGCCGUGAAGCUGAUUGCUAGUACGCCGUGGAAAACAGACAAGCGCGUACGUGUGAGCUGGGUUCGCGAAGCAGAGAUCCUACGGCAUAUAUCGCACCCUGGCAUUGUGCAGUUUGUGUCGGCCUUCCGGACACCGCAGCACUAUGCGCUCGCGUUGGAGGCAUUGACGGGUGGCGAAUUGUUUGAUUUCCUACUGCAAAACCAGCUGGCCAUCGCACGUCGAGAAUGGCUGGUACGUCGUAUCUUUGGCGAGCUGGCCUGUGUGGUCCACUGGAUGCAUAGUCACAACUUGGUCCAUCGUGAUAUCAAGUUGGAGAAUAUCAUGCUCACGCGUCACCUAUUCACGUCAGAGAAUAAACUGGCACCAAGCGACGUAGGGGCUAUGCCGCUGAUCAAACUCACUGACUUUGGCCUGGCCCGAUUCGUCAAGCCAAACCAUAUGCUGGAAACGCGAUGUGGCUCAGAAGAAUAUGCUGCGCCAGAACUGAUUCUAGGCAAAAUCUACGAUGGAAAAAAGACAGAUACGUGGGCUAUGGGUGUGGUGCUGUAUGCCCUGGUCACAGGCGCAAUCCCAUUCUUGGAACCAACGGUGGACGAAGCACGCACAGAUGCCAAUCGACUACAACAGGUCCGUGAGCGUGACCAGCCAGAAGGAGAGCGAGACACGCAAGAGCGCCGAGCACACCUAGUACGCAUUGCUAAGGCAGAAGUUCACUGGCCCGAGCGCUCGAACGAAAACUUUGAGGAUGCGCCGUCGGACGACUACCUCCCCGGUUUGCGACUCGUGACGCCGCAGGCACGUCAUAUUAUCAUGCGCUUCCUACGACGUGACCCUACACGUCGAGCCGAAUGCCUCGAACUUUGGAAGGAUCCAUGGUUCCUCUAUGGCAGCUUCGCAUACGGAUCAGGAGAUGUGCAAGCUCAGUUGCCACAGCCGUACGACGAAGCGACAAUGCUCUGUGUAGCUAACGAAGCAUCGGCCCAGAAUAUGCGCAUUGCCCUUCCAUACUGCCCCAUCGAUCCAAGGGGGCGGCGCUGGGAAGAAAUACACACGAAAGCAGGGAGCAUCACGGACACCCCAGUAAUAAGUCAUGAUUAUUCGUAA
Molecule: messenger RNA, 2106 nt
Organism: Malassezia pachydermatis
Lineage: Eukaryota; Fungi; Basidiomycota; Malasseziomycetes; Malasseziales; Malasseziaceae
Product: kinase-like protein
Exons: 1
Coding region: 1-2106 (701 amino acids)
Biological process (GO): protein phosphorylation; intracellular signal transduction
Cellular component (GO): cytoplasm
Molecular function (GO): ATP binding; protein serine/threonine kinase activity
Source: RefSeq, a predicted model, not a curated record